ACACGCGCGUGUGGUUUUGUUGUUUAUCAUCUACGGCACACAAAUCUUUCCCCAUUGCCGCAAAAGUACCUCACCAAACAAUAGUUUAACCGUACAAAAAUGGGUAGAAAACGACAUGCUGGCGCAUCGGAGGAAACGGAGGGAGAGUACGAUUUGCCAGCGAAACACAUGAACACCAGCCACAUCCGAGCGAACGAACGGCGGCUGAUCAUUGUGCUCGAAGGGGCUCAGCUUGAAACGGUCAAGGUGGGCCAAGUGUUUGAGCUGCUAAACUGUGACGAUCACAUCAACAUACUGAGGAGGAACAAGCGCGACCCGGGAAGCUGCCGGCCCGACAUAACGCACCAGUCGCUGUUGAUGCUGAUGGACUCGCCGCUGAACCGGGCCGGACUGUUGCAAGUGUUCGUGAAGACGGAAAAGAACGUUCUGAUCGAAAUAGAUCCGCAAACGAGAAUUCCGCGCACCUUCAAACGGUUUGCCGGUUUGAUGGUGCAACUGCUGCACAAAUUUUCCGUCAAGGCAGCCGAUUCGGAUAAGAAGCUGAUGAGAAUUAUAAAAAAUCCAAUCAGCAACCAUCUGCCCGUCGGGUGCAGAAAGAUAGCGAUGUCUUUCAGCGCCAGCGAGGUGAAGAACGCGAAGGAGCUGGUGCCUGCGGCCAACGAACCGUUGACGCUGGUCGUUGGCGCGUUUGCGCACGGCAAUCUGAACCUAGACUAUACAGAAGGAGCGACAUCCAUCAGCAACUAUCCACUGUCUGCAGCAUUAACGUGUACGAAGUUGUGUUCUGCUUUCGAGGAAGUAUGGGGAAUCAUCUAGAGCUAGCAAUAAACGGUGUCGUCCCGUUAAAGUAGUUGGUGUGUGAGUUUUGCCGAUCCGCUAAUAGCUCGGGGAGGAUUGCUGUAAAAGAAUUAUACAUUAAAAUGUCCAUAUAUUCAAGGCAUUUCUAACGGAUCCGAAAGGGAACCAGGAUUUCUGAUCGCUAUAGCAACAAACCGGAAGUAACAUUUGAACAGGUUUUUGUGGCAAAAGGUGUGACGUGUAAACACUGCUUCAUUAAAUGCAUUGCACCAAAAUAAUAAAAUUAAAUAUCUAUCUGCCAUUCUGGGCGAACAUCUAUAGCCGCCAAUUUCGAGUAAGUUCAAUUGCUUUGUUUCGUUGUGAAGUUGUUGAAAUUGUCUUCCCGAUUUUGUUUUAUCCAUUUUGUAAUCUGCAAUGGGAUUUCCAUGCAUCCGUUAAACUAUGGGCUUUGGCGUCAAGUUUGGCCAAAAGACGAACGUCAGUGACACACGUCAGUGUGCCAGUGUCAAAAACCAACACACCCAUUAUUUAGCAUUUCCGUCUUGCGAUCGUGACUAACUUUUUCUCGCAGAAAAGACUGGUGAAACUCUCGAUGUCUCUGUAACGGCACGUAGAAAAUCCGAAAACAAAACGGUGAAUAUCGUUCGAUACCUGGAUUUGUAUGAGCUGCGGGGAAUAAUGCUACGUACGUAGAGUCUGGUGGGAGUGUGCUGGUUGAUUUUGUUGGAAAGGAAGACACAGUUGCGAAGAAAAGAGAGAAAAAAGCGAAAAACCUUGAACCGUCUCGCAAGUGCUAAUGAAAAGAGCUCUAUCGUUCGCCCCUCUCCCCCCCAUAUCCCCCAAAUCCGUCCGAUUGCUCCUAUCGUGCACUGCCAGACCUUCGACUCCCAGUGAACUAAACUUGUGCAAUAGUGUUCGAAUCACAUUAUAGCGUUCAUUCACUGAAGUAGUAGCGUGGUACUGAUUGAAUAAAAAGAUCUGAAUCUUGAAAAAAAGAGAUUGUUGCAAGCAUAAA
Molecule: messenger RNA, 1813 nt
Organism: Anopheles coluzzii
Lineage: Eukaryota; Metazoa; Arthropoda; Insecta; Diptera; Culicidae
Product: ribosomal RNA small subunit methyltransferase NEP1
Exons: 3
Coding region: 100-816 (238 amino acids)
Biological process (GO): rRNA base methylation
Cellular component (GO): small-subunit processome; nucleolus
Molecular function (GO): rRNA (pseudouridine) methyltransferase activity; rRNA binding
Source: RefSeq, a predicted model, not a curated record